Messenger RNA from Megalops cyprinoides (Indo-Pacific tarpon), 2634 nucleotides. It is a transcript of the gene avil, whose product is annotated as advillin. The transcript is spliced from 20 exons. The record is from RefSeq and is a predicted model, not a curated record. Bases 181 to 2634 code for a protein of 817 amino acids. Gene Ontology annotation, biological process: barbed-end actin filament capping; actin polymerization or depolymerization; actin filament severing. Gene Ontology annotation, cellular component: actin cytoskeleton; cytoplasm. Gene Ontology annotation, molecular function: phosphatidylinositol-4,5-bisphosphate binding; actin filament binding. NCBI's taxonomy places the organism in Eukaryota, Metazoa, Chordata, Actinopteri, Elopiformes, Megalopidae.
GAGCACCGCACAACAGUGCUGUCUGAACCCUUGCCACGCUAAAUUCCAUCCCAAGCUCUCCAGAAACCACCCACCUACGACAAGCCCACGAUUCUAGGCCGGAGUCAGCAGUGCAACCUUCUCUCGCCCAGAGACCCUCAUUCUCAGACUGGGACUGCAAAGCUGAAGCUCUGAAGCAGCAUGGAGUACACCUUCAGAGCAGUCACACACACCCCAGGGAUCAUUAUUUGGAGGAUUGAGAAAAUGGAGCUGGUUCAGGUCCCUGAGAAGUCCCAUGGGAACUUUUUCGAAGGAGACUGCUACAUCCUUCUCUCAACUCAGAAAGUGGGCAGUUCACUGUCCUAUGACAUCCACUACUGGAUUGGGUCACAGUCCAGCCAGGACGAGCAGGGCGCCGCCGCUGUCUACACAAUCCAGUUGGACGAGUACCUUGGCAGCGGGCCCAUCCAACACCGUGAGGUCCAGAACCAUGAGUCUGACACUUUCCGUAGUUACUUCAAGCAAGGCAUCAUCUACAAGAAGGGUGGGGUUGCAUCUGGAAUGAGGCACACAGAGACCAACACUUACGACAUCAAACGCCUGCUGCAUGUCAAGGGGAAAAGAAAGGUGACCGCCACGGAGGUGGAGAUGAGCUGGAAGAGCUUCAAUCUUGGUGAUGUUUUUCUCCUGGACAUUGGCAAGAUCAUCCUUCAGUGGAAUGGACCAGACAGCAACAGGCAGGAGCGGCUCAAGGGGAUGAUGCUGGCAAAGGACAUCCGCGACCGGGAGCGAGGUGGCCGGGCAGAGAUCGGUGUGAUCGAGGGUGACGCCGAAGGGGACUCCCUGAAGGUCAUGGAGGUGCUGACCAAUGUUCUUGGGGAACGGACGGGCAAGCUUCCACCUGGGACGUCAGAUGACAUAGCUGACCAGGAGCAGAAGGCCCAGCUCACCCUGUACCAUGUUUCUGAUGCCGAGGGUCAGAUGAAGGUCAUGGAGGUUGCCACCAGACCAUUGAUCCAGGAUCUGCUAAACCAUGAUGACUGCUACUUCCUGGACCAGGGAGGAGUGAAGAUAUUUGUGUGGAAGGGGAAGAGAGCCAACAAGGCAGAGAGACAGGCAGCCAUGUCCAGGGCUCUGGAAUUCAUCAAACUGAAGAAUUACCCCAUCACCACCAACGUGGAGAUGGUGAAUGAUGGUGCCGAGUCCGCGCUCUUCAAGCAACUGUUCCAGAGCUGGAGCAUCAAGGACCAGACAGUGGGCCUGGGAAAGAUGCACUCCGUGGGCAGAGUGGCCAAGGUGGCCCAUGAGAAGUUUGACGCCACGUGGCUGCAUACCAUGCCGGGGGUCGCUGCACAGGAGCGUAUGGUGGACGAUGGCACUGGGGAGGUGGAGGUGUGGCGGAUCGAGAACCUGGAGCUGGUUCCUGUGGAACGACAGUGGCACGGCUACUUCUACGGUGGCGACUGCUACCUGAUCCUGUACACCUACAAGAUCCAUAAGAAGAAGAACUACCUGCUCUACAUAUGGCAGGGCCGGCAUACCUCCCAGGAUGAGCUGGCAGCCUCGGCAUUCCAGGCGGUCAGUCUGGACCAGAAGUAUGGUGGGCAGCCUGUGCAGGUGCGGGUCACCAUGGGGAAGGAGCCGCGUCACUUCAUGUCCAUCUUCAAGGGAAAGAUGGUUAUCUUUGAGGGCGGAACCUCCAGGAAGGGGGGUGCGGAACCUGAGCCGCUGGUCCAUUUAUUCCAGGUCAGUGGCUCUGAGCCAUCCAACACCAAGGCCAUUGAGGUUCCAGCACUUGCCGCCUCGCUCAACUCCAAUGAUGUGUUUCUGCUCAAAAGCCAGACUGUCAGAUACUUAUGGUGUGGAAAGGGGUCCAGUGGUGAUGAGCGGGCCAUGGCUAAGGAGAUCAGCUCUGUGAUUGGUCAGGGCACUGAGGAGAUUAUGGCAGAGGGGAUGGAGCCCACCGAGUUCUGGAAUCUGCUGGGUGGGAAGGCCCCUUAUGCCAGCGACAAGAGGUUACAGCAAGUGGUUCUGGAUCACCAGCCACGCCUCUUUGAGUGCUCCAAUAAGACGGGCCGCUUCAUCGCCACCGAGGUGACCCAGUUCACCCAGGAUGACCUAAGUGAGGAAGAUGUCAUGCUGUUGGACACAUGGGAUCAGGUGUUUAUCUGGGUGGGCAAUGAGGCCAAUGAGGUAGAGCAUAAGGAGGCAGUGGUGACCUGCCAGGAGUACCUGCGCACCCACCCAGGCUCGCGGGACCCCGACACCCCUAUUGUCCUUGUCAAGCAGUCGUUUGAGCCCCCCACGUUCACUGGCUGGUUCACAGCGUGGGACCCAUCAAAGUGGAGCGGAGGAAAGACGUAUGAGCAAUUGAAGAAAGAGCUGGGGGAUGCUGCGUCCUUUGCCAGGAUCACAGCUGAUCAAAAUGGCAGCUCUUCUCAGGCAGAUGGACCUCAAAUUCACCAGAACUACCCAGCAAAGGACCUGGUCAACAAAUUGGCUCAUGAGCUCCCUGAGGGGGUGGAUCCUGCCCACAGGGAGAAAUAUCUGUCAGACAUGGACUUCUUUGACUUGUUUGGAGUCUCCAAAGACCAUUUUGCUAGUCUUCCUCAGUGGAAACAGCUUAACAUGAAGAAAAGCAAAGGCCUCUUUUAA